This is a messenger RNA of Drosophila gunungcola (fruit fly), 1482 nucleotides long. RefSeq lists its product as uncharacterized. NCBI's taxonomy places the organism in Eukaryota, Metazoa, Arthropoda, Insecta, Diptera, Drosophilidae. The transcript has 2 exons. The record is from RefSeq and is a predicted model, not a curated record. Bases 43 to 783 code for a protein of 246 amino acids.
UGUGAUUUUUCAUUAUCCGCUAAGUUCCAAAAUUACAACAAAAUGCCAGAUAAACUACUCAUUAAUACUCUGAAAUCCUUCAACGAAUUAACAGAUGAGAAUCAGAAAAGGUGCAAGGAAAUCUUCGAAAGGCCACUCCCUCUUAAACUGCAAAGCAAUAAGUACAUAAAGUUCACAAAUGAUAUCCUCAAAGAGUUCCCGAAUGAAACUGAAGAGAAAGCAUGCUUCUUGACUUUCCAAAUAAUAUCUUUGGAUAUCAAUUACAGCGUUCUGAUAUUUAGUCUGUGUGGCGUAUUCGAAUGUUUCCAUUUCGUUUUGUAUGCCAGUGUAUUAGAAGAUGCAAAAGUACCAGGAAAAGAGCAAUUUGUCAGUGAUGUUUUAAACAAUUUAAUUAAAACUGAGAUACCCAAACUCAAGCAGUUCAGCAUAAAAAUUAUUUUACUUCAAAACCAUUUGAUCAACCAGAAUUUCGUCAAGAUUCUCUCGGAUAUGAAGCAGAGCAUCUGCGAAGAUUUUUUAUUUAUUGCUGAUUCUGGAUACUGGCGUUACUCUAAUUUACAUAAUCCUUAUGCUCAAAAUGCCAGUUUUGCGAUCUUAAAUACAUCGAUUUCAGCGGAGAAUACUGAAGGUCUCUUCAAUAAAUACAGGAAAACAGCUGAGAACAAGAAUCUUAACUAUCUAAGGCAGUUUGUAAAUGAUUACUAUAAGCUAUCCCUCGUACUGUUGGCUGGCAAACCAUCUUUUAGUCUGCACCUUUGUACCUUGGAGCGAUUGGAUAAUUGAGUUGAUAAUCUGCAGUCACAUCAAGGCAUUUAAGGAGCACAGGGUUAUUUUGGCCAGUUUUUAGUUGCCUCCUAAUAAGAAUAACAUUUCGAUUGUGUGAAUCUAAAUAAAUAUGCUCGUGUGUCGGUGUUCUGUUCAAGGCGUAAACAAAAACAUGUGCAAAAGGCCAAAACUUCAAUCAAGUGAAAUGGAAAUUGAAAAUGUACAUUGGAAAAACAUGUGGGAAUACGCAAAUCAAAUUGUUUGGCCAAGAGAGAAAUAACGCAGGCGGCAGGUCAUGCGGAUGGAACAUAUGUAUGCUUCCCGGAAUUGCCAAAAUUCCGCAAUUGCGGCUCCACUGGGGCUCGUUGUUUUCAGACUAUGUGGGUGUCGUCUGUUUAGUUUUUUGGGAAAACUAAUUUGAUUUUAAUAAACUUGUUGCUUGGAUAAAUGGCAGCUAUUGCUCGGCGUGGAAGGUGAUAACUCAUGGCGCCUUCGCCGUCUGUGUUUAACUUUUAAAUUACUUGUUGUUUUACUUUUUUGUGGGUAAUUUAUUCGGCUGCCCUUUCAUUGAUUGACUUGACUUUUAUGUGGAUUUUUAUAGGCGUUGCAUUGACGUGUGUAUGGGCAGAAAAGCCGAAAAAAUCCCCAAAAAUGUAUACAGUUUCGGAGUUUAUGACUCUGCAAGAAAUACGCCUUUAUGUUCACUCAGUCACACAC